AUGCCAGAUCUAUCAUCUGAGACCUCCACGGAGGUUGUCAAGCUCUCGUAUUGGAUGUUCGCGGUCUGGUGGAUGAUUCUUCUCGGCAUUCAUUUGGUAGCUGGGGUCUACACUGCGCUCUAUGCCUACUGCUACUGGUUCUUGAAGGACACUUUUCUCAACUAUAAUCUCGAGGUGUACCAGAUUGGAAUGCCAGCGCCGUAUCAUAAAAUGAUCAGUAUCGUACACGCCUCCAUGUCUGGUCUCCACGGAGUGUGCAUCAUUCUGAUGGUAAGUGGUUCAAUCUGGCAGCGGUCCCUCUCGUUUACCCCGUGGUCAUCGUGUAAUGCCGAUGCCAAGAGUGUGGAGGACAAAGUAUUUCGCACGCGGUCAGCGCUGAUGGAGAGUUUUUCGAAAGUCUAUGGUAAGGUCACUGAUCGCCAUGGAUUUUGUGGAGUCAAUGGAGAACACUUUCCGGUCUUACUGGUGUGCAGAGAAAUACUAGAGACAGUCCUCCAGACUAUUCAAGCAUAUCGAAUGAGUAUGCUAUUACCGCGAACACUGCUCAACCGCUUUUACGUCGUAUUACUUGUUACCAAUUGUUGGUCCUCCAUUGUGAUAUAUUCUUUCUUCUUUAAGGGCGACGAAGCACGCAGACGCUUUGUGUGUAUCAUCUUGGACUGCAUUCUUGACCUGAUGUCCUGUAUGGGUGUCCAACUCAUGGUGGUGCUGAGCUAUUGGAGUGAUUAUGUUGUAGACCUCGGAGGGUUUUGGGAUUUUGUGUGGUACGACGAUAUGUAA
This is a messenger RNA of Phytophthora nicotianae INRA-310, 780 nucleotides long. RefSeq lists its product as hypothetical. Bases 1 to 780 code for a protein of 259 amino acids. Lineage: Eukaryota; Oomycota; Peronosporomycetes; Peronosporales; Peronosporaceae. The transcript has a single exon. The record is from RefSeq and is a predicted model, not a curated record.